AGAAGGACGCACGAGACUGCGGAAGAAGAAGCAGAAGAAGAAGAAGAAGAACGUGCUGCAGAGCUUUUGGAGACUCCGGCACCGCGUCUUUACGCACGGCGCGCUAUGGACUACUGUUGAGCUCCGAAGCGAAGAAGAAGAAGAAGCAGAAGCAGCUCACUGCAUUGUGUGCUUUUUGUUAAGAACUUGAGUAUUUUUUAAUAUUAAAGCGAGUUAUUUUUGUUGAUAAGAAGAAGAAGCAGUUUCUAGCGCCAUGAAGUUUCUGCUGUUACCGGUUUUUAUGGCUUUUCUCGCCGUCGCCCAGGUUUUCUGCGAAGAACCCGAGCCGAAAGAAGAGUCUGAUUACUGGACGAGCAGCAACCAGAUCCAGGACGGAUGGAUGUCCAGAGAUCCGUUCAGAGAGAUCCUGCUGAGGAUGACGAGGAAGCCGCGGCCGCAUCAGUUCAUCGGGCUGAUGGGGAAACGCUCCAUGGCAAAUGCACAGAUCACCCGCAAAAGGCAUAAAGUAAACUCUUUCGUUGGACUGAUGGGGAAGAGAAGCGAAGAGGAGCCGGAUUCCUAUGACUGGAACACAUUACAGACGUACGAUAAGCGCCGUUAACAUCAUCGAAAACUCCCCCAAAAAUCCAGACGCUGCUUUUGUUUUUUCUCCAAACUGUGUGUAGCUGUUAGCCGAAUAAAAAAAGAUUCCGUUUCCACAUCGUAGUGACGUAGCAGUGCUGUACCUGUGCCAGUUUCUUUAAAGGAGGAGGGGGAUUCUCGAUGUUAGCAUUACCUGCCAUCCUGUUGUUGUGGAGCGUCAAAGCUAAAGGCUGAGUGGCUGAAGACUGCACUGCCAAAGUCACUGUAAUAGUGCCUCAUCUGUUUUCACUGAUUGUUCUUUAACUCAGCACACUCUUUUUAAAGGGCCUCCACCUGAACACAUGGUGUGUGAUAUGACCUGUGUGUGACAAAUAUUAAAAUUAUUUUCUUUACUGGUUCAAA
Molecule: messenger RNA, 984 nt
Organism: Notothenia coriiceps (black rockcod)
Lineage: Eukaryota; Metazoa; Chordata; Actinopteri; Perciformes; Nototheniidae
Gene: tac1
Product: tachykinin precursor 1
Exons: 5
Coding region: 254-601 (115 amino acids)
Biological process (GO): tachykinin receptor signaling pathway
Source: RefSeq, a predicted model, not a curated record